Messenger RNA from Temnothorax curvispinosus, 2868 nucleotides. It is a transcript of the gene Mcm3, whose product is annotated as DNA replication licensing factor Mcm3. The transcript has 11 exons. Gene Ontology annotation, biological process: DNA strand elongation involved in DNA replication; mitotic DNA replication initiation; double-strand break repair via break-induced replication. Gene Ontology annotation, molecular function: ATP hydrolysis activity; single-stranded DNA helicase activity; single-stranded DNA binding. Gene Ontology annotation, cellular component: nucleus; MCM complex. The coding region runs from base 97 to 2592 and encodes 831 amino acids. The record is from RefSeq and is a predicted model, not a curated record. Lineage: Eukaryota; Metazoa; Arthropoda; Insecta; Hymenoptera; Formicidae.
UUCCCGCGCAAGUGGCGGAUGGUGGCUUUCAAAGCUCCUCUCACGAUUAUUUUAUAGAGUUUACAGCGUGACAAGUGUUGAUCACCCGCCGCGGAGAUGGAUACGGAAAUCGAUCAGAAUCUGGAGCAGAUAACGCGCGAAUAUGUCGACUUCCUGGACGACGUGGAGGACCAAGGCAUAUACGCCACAAUGGUUAAAAAUAUGAUUCAGGACGAGAAGUACAGACUGGUUGUAAACAUCAACGAUUUGAGAAGAAAAAAUCCUGCCCGCACGGCGAGUCUGUUAAACAACUCCUUCGAGGAGCAACUGGCGUUUCAGAACGCUCUGAAUCAAUACAUCUCGAGCGUGGACAUCGAUUACGCCAAGGGCAACAAGGAAUUCUUCGUAGCUUUUGAAGGCAGCUUCGGAAACAAGCACGUAACACCGAGAACGCUCACCUCUCGUUACCUGGGUAACUUGGUGUGCCUGGAGGGUAUCGUCACAAAAUGUUCAUUGGUACGACCAAAAAUUGUGAGGAGCGUCCAUUAUUGCGACGUCACCAAGACAGUCCUGGAGAGAGCCUAUUCAGAUCUGACUUCCUUGGAGGCUUUCCCCCACUCUGCUAUUUAUCCGACUACUGAUGAAGAUGGCAAUCCGCUUGAAACGGAAUUCGGUCUGUCGACCUACAAGGAUCAUCAGACGCUCACCAUACAAGAAAUGCCGGAGAAAGCUCCAGCCGGUCAGCUACCACGAAGCGUGGAUAUAAUUUGCGAUAACGAUCUUGUGGACUUGUGCAAGCCUGGAGAUCGAGUGCAGAUCGUCGGAAAUUACCGGUGUCUUCCGGGAAAACAGGGUGGAUACACAACUGGAACUUUCAAGACGGUCCUAAUUGCCAACAACAUAAUGCAACUCAGUAAAGAAGCCAAUCUUGCGAUCUCCCAUGAUGAUGUAGCUAUGUGCAAGAAACUGGCGAAGCAUAAUCCCUGCAAAAAUAUCUUCGAACUUCUCGCCAAGUCCCUUGCACCAUCCAUACACGGCCAUGAAUAUAUAAAAAAAGCGAUUCUGUGCCUUCUCUUGGGUGGAGUAGAGAAGAUUUUGCCAAACGGUACGAGGCUGAGAGGAGAUGUAAACGUAUUAUUAAUUGGAGAUCCGUCGGUGGCCAAGUCACAACUAUUACGUUAUGUGUUGUGUACCGCUCCACGAGCAAUUCCGACUACUGGAAGAGGAUCUUCCGGCGUUGGUUUAACGGCGGCGGUUACGGUCGAUCAAGAGACCGGUGAACGCAGAUUGGAAGCGGGCGCGAUGGUCCUGGCGGACCGCGGCGUCAUUUGCAUCGACGAAUUCGAUAAGAUGUCGGACAUCGACAGGACGGCGAUACACGAGGUGAUGGAGCAAGGCAGAAUCACGAUCGCGAAGGCGGGCAUUCACGCCAGCCUGAAUGCGCGUUGUUCGGUGCUAGCGGCUGCGAAUCCUGUGUAUGGGAGAUACGAUCAGUACAAGACUCCCAUGGAGAAUAUCGGCCUACAGGAUUCUCUGUUGUCACGUUUCGAUCUGCUCUUCGUUAUGCUGGACGUGAUUGAUUCAGAUCAGGAUCACAUAAUCAGCGAUCACGUUGUCCGGAUGCAUCGAUACAGAAGUCCUCUGGAACAAGACGGGGAGGCUUUGAGCUUGGGCUCAAAGCUGGACAUGUUGACCACGAAGAAUCCGGAUGAUGUAGCUACUGAGGAGACGCAAUCCGAAGUUUAUCAGAAAUACGAUCCGCUUCUGCACGGCCAAACGCGUUCUAAAAACGAUCAGAUCCUCACCAUACAGUUCAUGAGAAAAUACAUACACAUCGCGCGGUGCAUGAAGCCCAAGCUCACGGAAGAGGCUAGCGCCGUUAUCGCGGAGGAAUAUUCGAAACUUCGAUCGGAGGACAUGGUGGAAUCCGAUGUUGCGAGGACUCAACCGGUGACCGCGAGAACGCUGGAAACGUUGAUUCGGUUAUCCACGGCAUAUGCGAAAGCGCGACUUUCGAAGAAUGUGGAGAGCGAGGAUGCACUCGCCGCGAUAGAACUCGUACAGUUCGCCUACUUCAAACGCGUGUUGGAGAAAGAAAAGAGGAAGCGACGACGUCACGAUAGCGACGCAUCGGAGAACGCGGACGACUUUGAUGAGGGCAGACAGGCGAAGCGCUCUAAAAGGGCGACGGAAAAGUCAGGUGAAGUCGACCCGUACGAAUACGACAGUGACGACGACCAUAUCGAGCAAGCAACCAGAAGAAUAACCAGGACACAAACGCAAAAGGCCAGCACCACGCACAAAUCGCCCAGCGACAGCGGUCAUAUGGAGACCGACGGGGCGGAAUCCUCCGUUCCCGAAACCGCGACAGCGACAGCGACGCCGACAGCGACGCCGACGAUCACACAAGAAAGACUCGCGGUUUUCAAAUCAUCGCUUAAUAAGUUGUUCCAAGAUCGAAGGGCUCAGAAUAUUCUGAAGACAGAAGUCAUCGAUUAUCUGAACACAACGCUUUCUCUAAACUUCACACCUGACGAGAUUAACGCCGCUAUCAUCACCAUGACGGACGCAAAUCAGAUCAUGGCUGUGGACGACUACAUCUUCCUGAUAUAAAACGUUUUUGUAAUGUUUCAUUAUUACAAUUCGUUAUUAUGUUUUCACUAACUAAAGCGAGUGAUAUUUUUAGACCGUUAAUCAAAUAAAAUAAAGCUGAUCACUCGCUGCAACUACGUUAAAUUAUGAGAAACAAAAAAUCAUUUAUAGCUACAGUGAAUAGUUAUGCUCUUUGUAAUUUAUGCGAGUCUUUGAGAGAGAUAUUUUUUAUACCGUUUGUAAUGUACGCUAGCGAUCGAGUAAUAUUAAUAAUAAGCUGUACACGUUUACGAAUAA